AUGAGUCAAACAUCUCUGAAACAGAAAAAGAAGAAUGAAACUACAACAAGGUACUCAAAAGACAGCCUUGAAGCAGAGAAAAGACGGGACUCCGAGAAAUCAGGAGGUCAUCUCAGCACUCAGAUGAGGCGUGCAGUCAAUCCGAAUCACUCGCUGAGAUGUUGUCCCACUCGGGGCCACUCGUCGUGUAGAUGCUGCCUUUGUGCAGCUGAGGGAACAGUGCUUCUUGGCCCCUGCCGCACAGUUCGUGUGUAUAUUCACAUGUGCCUGUUGUGGCAGCAGGGCCAGCAGAUCACCAUGAUCAGGGGAGCACAAGAAUUAUCCUUGCCAAAGGAAGACUCCGGAGGGCACCUCACACGAAAUCAGUGGUCCCGAACUGCACGGAGCCCCUCCACCAGAGCUCCAUCAGUAGACGAGCCAAAAAGCAGGAACACCAGUCUUAAGCUCCCCACUAGCUCUGCAACCUCCCAGACUUCACCCACCUCCCCCAGCCAGCAAGAGUCACCGGGGGAACUGUCAGCAAAGCCAUCGCUGCCCUCACCGCCCGCGUCCUCCAUGCCUUUCUCACAUCCGCCCACGCCCCCGGAUCACCAGUCCCAGGCGGGGUCUUGGCGCAGCACCAAGAUGCACGACAAUCCGGAAUCCGGGGCUCACGGCAUGGGGCGGGAGAUCCGUGAGUCCCGGGACGCCAGGGACACGCAUCCCCGGGACUACCCGCGCACACCCCCCACAGAAUGGAAGUCCUUUGCCCAAUGCAGGGCGCUCAACCCGUCCCAGAUGGACCGUGACUCCGUGUCCGACCAGACCCAGAGGCGGGAGGAAGAGGAUGACUACGACGAAGCCUACUGGGCAUCCGUGCGGACGCUGUAUGAGAACAUCCCGGACUGCUCGCGCCCCCGGCUGCCCAAGCUCAAGCAUGCCAUCACCGUCGCGGUGUCAUCCUGGGCGCUCUUCAACAUGGCUGACGGAAGCAAGAUCUACGAAGAGGAGGGUCUGGAAAAGUACAUGGAGUACCAGCUUCACAACGAGAACGUCAUCCUGACCCCGGGGCCUGCCUUCCACUUCGUCAAGGCACUGCAGCACGUCAAUGCUAGACUCCGUGAUCUGUAUCCUGAUGAACAGGACUUAUUUGAUAUUGUGCUGAUGACUAAUAACCAUGCCCAAGUGGGAGUGCGGCUUAUAAACAGCGUCAAUCACUAUGGCUUACUAAUUGACCGCUUCUGUCUGACUGGUGGAAAAAGCCCCAUUGGCUACUUGAAGGCAUAUCUUACCAACUUUUAUCUCUCUGAGGAUUCUGAAAAAGUACAAGAAGCAAUACAAGAAGGGAUAGCCUCUGCAACAAUGUUUGAUGGAGUCAAAGACAUGGCUUACUGUGACACCCAGCUCCGUGUGGCCUUUGAUGGGGAUGCCGUCCUCUUCUCUGACGAGUCUGAGCACAUUGCCAAGGAGCAUGAGCUAGACAAAUUCUUUCAACAUGAAACACUAUUUGAGAAUAAGCCUCUAGCUCAGGGUCCCUUGAAAGGCUUUCUGGAAGAUUUAGGCAGACUGCAAAAGAAGUUUUAUGCCAAAGAUGAGCGGUUACUUUGUCCUAUCAGGACCUACCUGAUUACAGCCAGCAGUGCAGCCAGUUCAGGAACCCGUGUGCUGAAAACCCUUCACAACUGGGGUCUAGAGAUAGAUGAAGCUCUUUUCCUUGCUGGAGCUCCCAAAGAUCCCAUCUUGGUGAAAAUAAGGCCCCACAUCUUCUUUGAUGACCGCAUGUUCAACACUGAAGGGGCACAGAAAUUCGGCACCACCACAGCUCAUGUACCUUAUGGAAUUAAUGAAAAAAUGAACAAUUAG
Molecule: messenger RNA, 1842 nt
Organism: Manis javanica (Malayan pangolin)
Lineage: Eukaryota; Metazoa; Chordata; Mammalia; Pholidota; Manidae
Gene: NT5C1B
Product: 5'-nucleotidase, cytosolic IB
Biological process (GO): adenosine metabolic process; nucleotide metabolic process
Cellular component (GO): cytoplasm; cytosol
Molecular function (GO): magnesium ion binding; nucleotide binding; 5'-nucleotidase activity
Source: RefSeq, a predicted model, not a curated record